UUUCUGCUUUCAUAAUUCAUUCAUAUCUCCAUAGUCAGAAAAUACUCUCUCUCUCUCUUCUCUUACUGCAAAGACAAAAACAUCAUUGGUGAUUUGUUACAGACUCUUUACUCGAAACAUCGAGUUUUGAAGUGGGGUUUGAUUGGUUGACCGAUCAAGAGGAGAGAAUGUCGUCGGCGGCGGCAGCGUUGGCGGGCGAUGACCUGGCGCGGCAGACGAGCAGCCGGGGGAGCUGGCGGUCGUCGAGCGUGAGGGAAAUGUGGAACGCACCGGACGUGUUCCAGAGGAGCGGGAGGCAGGCGGGGGCGGCGGACGAGGAGGAGGAGCUGCGGUGGGCUGCGAUAGAGCGCCUGCCGACGUAUGACCGGGUGAGGACAGAGGAGAGAAUGUCGUCGGCCGCGGCAGCGUUGGUGGGCGAUGACCUGGCGCGGCAGACGAGCAGCCGGGGGAGCCGGCGGUCGUCGAGCAUGAGGGAAAUGUGGAACGCACCGGACGUGUUCCAGCGCAGCGGGAGGCAGGCGGGGGCGGCGGACGACGAGGAGGAGCUGCGGUGGGCUGCGAUAGAGCGCCUGCCGACGUAUGACCGGAUGAGGAGAAGCAUGUUGACUCAGGUGAUGAGCAAUGGGAGGGUGAUGCAUGAAGAAGUUGACGUGACAAAGCUUGGGACUCACGACAAGAAGCAGUUAAUGGAGAGCAUACUUAAGGUUGUUGAGGAUGAUAAUGAGAAGUUUUUGCACAAACUCAGAGCCAGAAAUGAUAGAGUAGGCAUUGAGAUUCCGAAGGUUGAAGUUCGAUUUCGGAAUUUGUCAAUUGAAGGAGACGCAUAUGUGGGAACCAGAGCACUUCCUACUCUAUUGAAUUCCUCUCUGAACAUGAUAGAGGGGAUAAUCGGAAUGAUUGGACUCACACCAUCCAAGAAAAGAGUUGUAAAGAUACUCCAAGAUGUGAGUGGUAUAGUAAAACCCUCAAGGUUGACAUUGCUUUUAGGGCCCCCUGGUUCGGGGAAAACAACGUUAUUACGAGCACUUGCUGCGAAACUCGAUGAUGAUCUAAGGGUGAGUGGACAAGUGACCUAUUGUGGCCAUGAAUUUGACGAGUUUAUACCUCAGAGAACCUCUGCUUAUAUCAGCCAGCAUGAUCUUCACUCUGGUGAAAUGACAGUCCGUGAGACGUUGGAUUUCUCUGGUCGUUGCCUCGGAGUUGGAACCAGGUACGACCUGCUAGUAGAGUUGUCUAGAAGGGAGCAAGCCGCGGGAAUCAAACCGGAUCCUGAGAUUGAUGCCUUUAUGAAAGCCACAGCUAUGGAAGGGCAGGAAACUAGUUUGAUCACAUAUUAUGUUCUCAAGAUACUUGGAUUAGAUAUCUGUGCAGAUAUUAUGGUUGGGGAUGAAAUGAGAAGAGGUAUCUCUGGCGGGCAAAAAAAGCGUGUAACUACCGGAGAAAUGUUGGUUGGACCUGCGAAAGCGUUUUUCAUGGAUGAAAUAUCAACAGGAUUGGACAGUUCAACAACCUUUCAAAUUGUCAAGUUCAUGAGGCAGAUGGUUCACAUUAUGGAUGUGACAAUGGUCAUCUCGCUUCUGCAGCCUGCACCUGAGACUUACGAUCUUUUCGAUGACAUUAUCCUUCUUUCUGAGGGCCAGAUCGUCUACCAAGGUCCCAGCGAGAAUGUUCUUGAAUUUUUUGAGCAUAUGGGCUUUAGAUGCCCUGAUAGGAAAGGUGUAGCUGACUUUCUGCAAGAAGUUACAUCCAAAAAGGAUCAAGAGCAAUACUGGUACAGAAAGUAUCAACCUUACACAUACGUUUCUGUGACCGAAUUUGUAUUAGCCUUCGGCUCUUUCCACGUUGGCCAGCGGCUCUCUGAAGAUGUGAGAAUCCCUUAUGAUAAAAGGUCAACCCAUCCUGCUGCACUUGUAACAGAAAAGUAUGGUAUCUCCAAUAUGGAACUCCUUAAGGCCGGGUUCGCGAGAGAAUGGCUGCUGAUGAAGCGUAACUCUUUCAUUUACAUAUUCAAGACAACUCAGAUAACAAUCAUGGCUACAAUAGCCUUGACUGUGUUCUUUAGAACAGAAAUGAAAUCCGGCGAAGUAAGAGAUGGAUCAAAGUUCUGGGGAGCACUGUUUUUCAGUCUCAUCAACGUCAUGUUCAAUGGGAUGGCAGAGCUUGCUAUGACGGUCUUCAGGCUUCCUGUGUUCUACAAACAAAGGGAUUCUUUGUUUUACCCUGCUUGGGCUUUUGGCUUGCCAAUUUGGGCAUUGAGGAUUCCCAUCUCACUACUCGAGUCCGGCAUUUGGAUCAUUCUCACGUAUUACACCAUUGGAUUUGCGCCUGCUGCAAGCAGGUUCUUCAAACAAUUCCUGGCUUUCUUCGGUGUUCAUCAGAUGGCACUUUCGUUGUUCCGUUUUGUUGCAGCCCUCGGAAGAACAGAGGUUGUUGCCAACACAAUUGGAUCUUUCACCCUUCUAUUGGUGUUUGUCCUCGGUGGUUACAUUGUUGCCAAAGAUGACAUUAAGCCAUGGAUGAUAUGGGGCUACUAUGUUUCUCCUAUGAUGUAUGGACAAAAUGCGAUCGCCAUUAAUGAAUUUCUUGAUGAAAGAUGGAGCAAACGUGUUGGAAACACGACUGUUGGGAAGAUCCUUCUAGAUGAAAGAGGCUUGUUUAAGGAAGAAUAUUGGUAUUGGAUUUGUAUUGGAGCGCUCUUGGGGUUCUCUCUUCUUUUCAAUGGACUUUUCAUUGCAGCACUUACCUACUUGAGUCCUUUUGGCGACACUAAAACUUUGAUUGUGGACGACGAAUCUGAGUACAAGAAAACGCAACAAUGCAGUUUUGAAGGUAUUGAUAUGCAAGUGAGAAAUGCUCAUGGAAAUAGCAGAUCAAUGGAAAAUGCAGCAAAUAAUCAAGUUAAACGAGGAAUGGGUUUGCCCUUCCAACCACUAUCCCUGGCUUUCAACCAUGUGAAUUACUAUGUAGAUAUGCCUGCGGAAAUGAAGGCCCAAGGGAUUGAAGAGGACCGCCUGCAAUUGCUACGAGAUGUUAGCGGUGCUUUCAGGCCAGGUGUUUUGACCGCAUUAGUCGGUGUCAGUGGUGCUGGUAAGACCACCUUGAUGGAUGUCUUAGCAGGACGAAAGACCGGUGGAUACAUUGAAGGAAGCAUAAGCAUUUCUGGUUACCCAAAGAACCAAGCCACAUUUGCUCGAGUCACCGGUUAUUGUGAACAAAAUGACGUCCAUUCACCAUAUGUUACUGUCUAUGAGUCUCUCCUUUACUCUGCUUGGCUGCGUCUUGACGCAGACAUCAAGACAGAAACACGAAAGAUGUUUGUCGAAGAAGUCAUGGAGUUGGUUGAGCUUAAACCAUUGAGAAAUGCUCUAGUUGGACUUCCAGGAGUAGAUGGACUCUCAACUGAGCAGAGAAAGAGGCUCACAAUUGCUGUUGAAUUAGUUGCUAAUCCUUCCAUAAUCUUUAUGGACGAACCCACAUCGGGUCUUGAUGCUAGAGCAGCCGCAAUUGUUAUGCGAACAGUGAGGAACACAGUGGAUACUGGACGAACUGUUGUCUGCACAAUUCACCAACCGAGCAUCGACAUUUUUGAAGCUUUUGAUGAGCUCUUAUUGAUGAAAAGAGGAGGACAAGUGAUUUAUGCAGGAGAACUUGGUCGCCAUUCCGAUAAGCUUGUUGAAUACUUUGAGGCUAUUCCCGGUGUUCCAAAGAUCAAAGAGGGUUACAACCCUGCUACCUGGAUGUUGGAGGUUAGCUCCACAGCGGUUGAAUCUCAGCUUAACGUUGACUUCGCAGAAAUUUAUGCCAACUCUGAUCUCUACAAGAGAAAUCAGAAUCUCAUCAAGGAGCUGAGCACCCCGCAACUCGGAAGCAAGGAUCUUUAUUUCCCCACCCAAUACUCCACCAGCUUCUUUACUCAAUGCAAGGCUUGUUUCUGGAAACAACACUGGUCAUACUGGAGGAACUCAAAAUUCAAUGCCAUAAGAUUCUUCACGACAGUCAUGAUCGGUGUCUUAUUUGGAGUCAUUUUCUGGGACAAAGGAGGCCAGUUAGGAAGCCAAAAAGACUUGCUCAAUCUUUUGGGUGCUACCUAUGCUGCUGUUCUUUUCCUUGGAGCUAGCAAUGCGUCUGCGGUACAACCUGUGGUUUCGAUUGAGAGAACCGUCUUCUAUCGUGAACGAGCGGCUGGGAUGUACUCGGAGUUGCCUUAUGCAUUUGCUCAAGUGGCUAUCGAGACGAUCUAUGUUCUAAUCCAAACCUUUGUGUACUCAAUGAUUCUGUACUCGAUGAUUGGGUAUGAAUGGACGGGCGAAAAGUUCUUCUACUUCUACUACUUCAUCUUCAUGUGUUUCACCUACUUCUCAAUGUAUGGAAUGAUGGUUGUCGCCUUGACUCCUGGCCACCAAAUCGCUGCAAUCGUAAUGUCAUUCUUCCUCAGCUUCUGGAACUUGUUCUCCGGUUUCAUGAUUCCCAGGCCUCUAAUCCCCGUGUGGUGGAGGUGGUACUAUUGGGGUUCGCCUGUUUCCUGGACAAUCUACGGCCUUUUCGCGUCCCAAAUAGGAGACGUCAAGAGUGAACUUGAGCUUUCCGGAGGUGAAACAAUGGCGGUGAAUAAAUUCCUCAAAGACAACUUGGGCUACGACCAUGAUUUCCUUUUCCCGGUGGUGCUUGCUCAUGUUGCUUGGGUCCUCCUCUUCUUCUUCGUUUUUGCGUACGGUAUCAAGUUCCUUAACUUCCAAAGGAGAUGAUGAUUAAUACUUUAUUGGUGUGCAGCAGAGAACCUUCAAAAUGUCAAAGAGAUAGAAUAAUUUUGUAGCAAGAGAUUAUACGUGUGGUUUGGAAGGAAAACAGCAAAUUGUAAACAUAAUUUGGUGGACAAAUGGAAUUAUGGAAAGAACUUCUUUUU
This is a messenger RNA of Morus notabilis, 4903 nucleotides long. Its product is annotated as pleiotropic drug resistance protein 2. The transcript has 20 exons. The record is from RefSeq and is a predicted model, not a curated record. NCBI's taxonomy places the organism in Eukaryota, Viridiplantae, Streptophyta, Magnoliopsida, Rosales, Moraceae. Gene Ontology annotation, molecular function: ABC-type transporter activity; ATP hydrolysis activity; ATP binding. Gene Ontology annotation, cellular component: membrane. Bases 168 to 4745 code for a protein of 1525 amino acids.